CAUUUUCCAUGAACAAUAUAAACUUAAUAUUGACGUCACAUUGCUGUAUUGUGUAAACAUAAACCUGCUUUCCAUGAGAUAAGAUACGCUAUCUAUAAUGAAGGGAUAAACGAUACUGCUGAACUGCUUAUUUAACUUAACACUGGACCCGACUAGAAAUAUAUCCAGUCUAUCUAAUAUCGCUGAUUGAAUUCUGGUAAUAAAAACAUCUAACCAACAGAGCCGAAUUAAUUAAAGUUUAUUUAGAAAAACUUUGUAAACUUUACGAGUGCUUUGAAAUUCAAUAACAAAAGUGCGAAUGUGACAAUGCAAAAUGGCGGAUUUCCUCACGAAACUUAAGAGGCUAGGUAGGGGAGGUGCGACAGAGACGAACAGUAUAUAUUCGAUGGUGUCAUGCAGUGACGUCACGCCGGGCAGCCUGGAAGUCUGGCUUGAUCUGCCCGAUGAGAUCAAAUACGACCCCUCUCUAGCGCCCUUCAAGCAGCUUUACGAACAGCGACAUGGCAAGUUGGAGCGAUCAGAACAGCACACGGAAGGAGACAAGACGAUCGGCAAUGGAAAGACAACGGAUAAUUGUACACCGUCUGACAACGGGAAUGAGGUCACCAAAGACUGUGAGAAUGGAUUAAUGGACCAGAUGAUACCAGAAAAAGAAAAGAAGAUCAAAUCAAAGAAAAAUAAGCAGAUAAACCGCAUACUGCGUGUAAUCAAGCUGGGCUCGCUGGUGGCCUGCUGGGGCCUGCUGACCGUCUCCUUGCUGCUCAACAUGGAGACCAGCGACGUGGUCCUCCAUACUGCGGUGGAAGCCGGUAGUGUUAAAGAAUAUGAGCUCAUGAGCGCGUCCGAGACGGAGAAGGUGUUGGUGACACUAGCCGGUCCAUUUGAGGAAGCGGCCACCAAUGAAUCUAACAGUCUUCUAUAUCUCUGUCUGCGAAAGACUUCUAAUAGAAGGAUUGAACAGAAUUCGAGCGUGUGGACAGUGCGCUUGAAGGCAGACGAUGUAAUGGACUUCUCAGCCAGCUCCUCCGACGCCAGGAUACUGCAGCUGCUACCCAUCGCCCCCCAUCACGACAUCAACGAAUCUCGCGACUACAAACCAACGAGACCGAGCGAUUUUAUAAGAAACAAUCCUCUCGUGGAAGACAAUGAUUCAAAAGUAAGGUUAUGUGUGUGGAGUACGAGCAACAACACGGUGCCUAUUACUGUCAGCUACCACGCGGACCCUAUCUCCGAGGAGGACGGCAUCGUGUACGCCACGCUGCUGCUCGCCUCCUUGUACAUACUUAUUAUAUUUGAGGUGGUGAACCGAACUAUAGCGGCGCUUCUGUCGUCGUCGCUGGGCAUAGCGGUGCUGGCGCUGGGGGGCGCGCGGCCCUCGCUGCCCGAGCUGGUCUCCUGGCUGGACGUAGAAACACUGCUGCUACUCUUUAGCAUGAUGCUGCUGGUCGCCAUCCUCGCGGAGACCGGUCUCUUCGAUUACCUGGCCGUGCUUGCAUUUGAGGUGACAGGAGGCAGGACGUGGCCGCUUAUCAAUUGCUUGUGCUUCUUCACUGCCUUCUUCUCCACGUUUCUUGAUAAUGUAACGACGGUGCUUUUGAUGACACCUGUAACAAUAAGGCUGUGCGAGGUGAUGCAACUGAACCCGGUGCCGGUGCUGAUGUCGAUGGUAAUCUUCAGCAACGUGGGCGGCGCGGCCACGCCCGUCGGAGACCCGCCCAACGUCAUCAUAGCCAGUCAUCCCUCUAUACUACACGAGAACAUAAACUUCACGACGUUCACGCUGCACAUGGGCGCGGGCAUUCUGCUGGUGGCGGCGCAGACCUACCUGCAGCUGCGCUACAUGUUCCGAGACAUCAACGCGCUGCGCCACACUGUGCCCAGGGACAUACAAGAGCUGCGGCAGGAGCUGGCGGUGUGGCGGCGCGCGGCGGCCUCGCUCGCCUCCUACUCGCGCGACGAGGACAUCGUGCGCAGAGCUCUCGAGAAAAAGGUACAGAAACUGCACGCUACCUUGCAGAAGCGCGAGUCCGGCAACGGCAGGUCCAAGUCCGAUCCUCUAUUCUGUUCUACUCUGGCGCAAAUGAAGCAAAAGUACCGCAUCAGAGACAAACCGCUGCUUGUCAAGUCUGCGGUGUGCGUCGCCUUCGUCGUCGUCGUCUUCUUCCUGCACGCUAUUCCGGAGCUACAGCGGCUGUCGCUGGGCUGGACGGCGCUGCUGGGCGCGCUGCUGCUGCUGCUGCUGGCGGAGCGCGAGGACCUGGAACCGGUGCUGGCGCGCGUAGAGUGGUCCACCCUCCUCUUCUUCGCAGCGCUAUUCGUGCUCAUGGAGGCGCUGUCUAAGCUGGGUCUCAUAUCCUGGAUCGGCAGGAUGACGGAGUCUCUCAUCCUUCAAGUCAACGAGGAGUCUCGUCUUACCGUCGCGCUCCUACUCAUUUUGUGGGUGUCUGGGGUGGCGUCGGCGUUCGUGGACAACAUCCCGCUGACGACGAUGAUGGUGCGCGUGACGGCGGCGCUGAGCGCGCCCUCCGGCCUCGCACUGCCGCUGGCGCCGCUCGCCUACGCGCUCAGCUUCGGCGCUUGCCUCGGCGGCAACGGCACUCUGAUCGGCGCGAGCGCCAACGUGGUGUGCGCCGGCGUGGCGGAGCAGCACGGCUACCGCUUCUCUUUCCUGCAGUACCUCAAGGUGGGCUUCCCCAUCAUGAUCGGCAACCUGAUAGUCGCCUCCGUCUACCUUCUCUUCUGUCACAGCAUCUUCCAGUGGCACUGAACAUUGCCGGUACAAAAUGGUUCAUCUAAGUUCUAUUUUAGUUUGUCGAGCUAUUUUAGUUUUUAAACUUUUACAAUUCAAAUUUAAAGCUUUGUACAUCAGAUCACUUUUUUAAAUUACAUUCAUGUUUUAAUGUAAAGUUAGUGUCUUUCACACAUUUAAGAUUACUGAUGAGAGAAAACUUUGAGAGUAAAAUUUGCGGUCCUAGUGAUUUACAAAAACAAAUAUUAUUUUAUAGAUUGUGGUGUGUUGGUGUGUGUCAUCAGCAUGAAUAGACUUAUAGAUAUAAGUUUGUUUUAAACAUAGAAUGAUAGAUUUUACGUCAACCGACUUUUGAUAUAAUUAUACGUGCGUCAGACUCA
Messenger RNA from Papilio polytes (common Mormon), 3129 nucleotides. It is a transcript of the gene hoe1, whose product is annotated as P protein. Gene Ontology annotation, cellular component: membrane. Bases 314 to 2767 code for a protein of 817 amino acids. NCBI's taxonomy places the organism in Eukaryota, Metazoa, Arthropoda, Insecta, Lepidoptera, Papilionidae. The record is from RefSeq and is a predicted model, not a curated record. Gene Ontology annotation, biological process: transmembrane transport. The transcript has 18 exons.